AGGUCAUAAAAUUAAAAUAAAAAAAUCAUAAAGCUGUCAUUUAUCUAUCAAUGUCAUUACUAUUUGGUUAUUUAUUUGUUUUGUUAGAUACAUUGUAAAACAGCGGAAAACAGGAAUAUAGAAUAAAAAAUCUGUAGGAGGCAAAUACUAUUUAAUAAUAAACCAAAGAAUUUUAAACUUCGAUGAAAAAUCGCUAGUUUUAUCAGAAUUAAGUAUACUGUCAUAAACCCAAAUUAUCAUCAGCUUUCGAUUCCUUGUAAUAAGACUGAUAUAGCAAAAUGCACAGAAAUCUACCACAAAAUAAAGAAGCUCUUCUAAAAUCUUAUACGACUCGACUAAAAGAGGAUGUCAAAAGCAUGCUGGAAAAUUUUGAAGAAAUAAUCAAACUUGCCAAAGGCGAAAAUGAUUCACAGCUAAAUAGAAUGACACAAAUUGAACAAGACACUUUUGAAAUGCAAGUCAGAGCAGCAAAUAUAGUGAGAGCUGGUGAAUCUUUGAUGAAGCUAGUCUCAGACAUCAAGCAAUAUUUAAUAUUAAAUGAUUUUCCAUCAGUGAAUGAAGCGAUAACACAAAAUUCUAAACUCUUUCGCACAAAACAACAAGAAUGUGAUCAAAAAUUAAUGUCAUUAAGAGAUGAUAUUGCAGCUGAUUUGUAUGACUUAGAAGAUGAAUACUUUACAAGUAUAUACAAGUAGAGUAAAACAUAAUAUUUUUAAUUUUAUAAACCUUAAACAAAACUAUUA
Papilio xuthus (Asian swallowtail) is the source of this 743-nucleotide messenger RNA. It is a transcript of the gene MED22, whose product is annotated as Mediator complex subunit 22. Gene Ontology annotation, biological process: regulation of transcription by RNA polymerase II. Gene Ontology annotation, cellular component: mediator complex. The transcript has 3 exons. The record is from RefSeq and is a predicted model, not a curated record. NCBI's taxonomy places the organism in Eukaryota, Metazoa, Arthropoda, Insecta, Lepidoptera, Papilionidae. The coding region runs from base 279 to 695 and encodes 138 amino acids. Gene Ontology annotation, molecular function: transcription coregulator activity.